Paramecium tetraurelia is the source of this 993-nucleotide messenger RNA. RefSeq lists its product as uncharacterized. Lineage: Eukaryota; Ciliophora; Oligohymenophorea; Peniculida; Parameciidae. The record is from RefSeq and is a predicted model, not a curated record. The transcript is spliced from 3 exons.
AUGAAAUAAUAGACAUAAUAAAAGUUACUUUUAAGUACUUCGAGGUAUUAGAUUGUUCAUGGGAUUAGGUUAAUUUCACCUAGAUAAGCUUUUCAAUUGAAGUACACAAAAAGUAUUUCCAAAGAAACUAAGAAUAGGUUGAAAACUGCCAGAUAUAAUGAUCUUGAAAGAUUUCUGAUAAAGAAUCAAAGUCAAAAUGAGACAAAGAAAUGUAAUACAAGUUGUAAUUGUGGGUAAUGCGGAAAGAUGAGCUAGUUUUAGAGUAAAAUAUGGAGUUAAAUUUCAACAUUUGAGUCAGCUUAUACAAGAAGGAAAAGAGUUUUUAAGCGCUUUAGAAUAGCUGGAUAUGCAGCCUAGUUUUUGGUUUUUUAUAAAUCAGAGCAAAUUCGAAAACACAAAAAAAUGAGAUAUCUGUAAUAAUUUCUCCGAAAUCCUUAAACGAAUGUUAAACGAGGGACGAUGAUAAUUUAAUCAGCGCAUUCUCACAGGUCUCCUAAGUCUCCCAAUGCAUCUGAUAACAUAAUAAGACGAAAUGCUACAGAUUGUUUUGAAGUAGACUCAAUAAAGGAGAAACUAUCAUUCAAUAAUGAACAUUUCAGCACAAUAAUAAAUAGUUAAAAUUCUAGUACAAAAAAACGAUAAGUCUCACUCUAUAUGGAGAAGAUGUUGAGAAAAAUAACGAAUAAAAAAUAACCUGUCAUGUAUUUGACUCCCUUGUCUAUAAUUGUACGUUAUCUGUUUUUAAAUUAGGACAAAAAGAUGAAGAAAAAUAAUACUCUACCUAGCAUUUCUUAAUAGAUUUCUCCAAAAAAUAGUUUGGACAAUCUCAAAUUAGAUAAGAUAUCAAAUCCAUUUAAUCUAAUAUAAAACAGAUAAAAAAAGAUAAGGAAUGCCAACACUUUUCACAAUGAAUAUUCCUAAAAUAAUUAAGGAGUAAUGAAAUUGAUAGAUGAAAUGAAAAUAAAACACAGAUAACUUAAAAGAAGAUGUUGA